Messenger RNA from Medicago truncatula (barrel medic), 1657 nucleotides. Its product is annotated as transcription factor RF2b. The transcript is spliced from 4 exons. The coding region runs from base 75 to 1208 and encodes 377 amino acids. Gene Ontology annotation, biological process: regulation of DNA-templated transcription. Lineage: Eukaryota; Viridiplantae; Streptophyta; Magnoliopsida; Fabales; Fabaceae. Gene Ontology annotation, cellular component: nucleus. Gene Ontology annotation, molecular function: DNA-binding transcription factor activity. The record is from RefSeq and is a predicted model, not a curated record.
GAAGAAGAGAAGAGAGAGAAUUUACGCGUUUGUUAGACUCAAUCAGAAAAAAAGUUCAGAGAAGAAGAAAAUAAAUGGCGACACAAAUGCAAGAUCCCAAUGCACCUUCUUCCAACGUCUUCAUCCGCGGCAGCGUCAACGGCGUCUCCACCACCGCCACCGUCGCCGGCGAACCCCACUCUCACCACCGUCGCGCCCACUCCGAAAUCAACUACCGUCUCCCCGACGACAUUAUGGACCUCUCCCCUUCCGAUCCCUUAACCGGCGGCGGAUCCUCCACCGCCAGCCUCGACGAGAUCGGAUCCGAAGACGAUCUCUUCUUCACCUACAUUGACGUCGAGAAGCUCGGAGGAGUUACAAACGGUUCGAAUACGAAUCAGACCGGUUACGGAAAUUGCGCCGGUGCCGGAGCCGGAGCCGGCUCCGGAACGAGUGGUAAUAAUGAUGGAGAGAAGAGUGGGAACGAUGCUACGACGCCGAGAACGAGGCAUAGACAUAGUUGUUCGGUUGAUGGAUCAACGUCGACGACGAAUAUGUUUGGAGAGAUCAUGGAUGCGAAGAAAGCUAUGCCUCCUGAUAAACUCGCUGAGCUUUGGACUAUUGAUCCAAAACGUGCUAAGAGAAUACUUGCAAACCGGCAAUCUGCUGCACGUUCAAAGGAGAGAAAGGCCCGCUAUAUUCAAGAGCUUGAGCGCAAGGUUCAGACCCUUCAAACAGAGGCUACAACUCUCUCCGCCCAAUUGACAUUAUACCAGAGGGACACAAAUGGUCUGAGUACUGAAAAUACCGAGCUCAAGCUCCGUCUGCAAUCCAUGGAACAACAGGCACACCUUCGAGAUGCUCUUAAUGAUGCGUUGAUGAAGGAAGUUGAUAGGCUUAAGAUUGCUACCGGGGAGGCAAUGAACCCCUCUGAAUCUUAUAAUAUGGGAAUGCACCAGCUGCAAUUUGCAGGGUCAAAUUUCUUUUCAAUGCCACAACAUUCAGGUCCUUCGGGUCACCAGAACAUACAAUUUCCCCAAUUUGGUCACUCCCCAUCUGACAUGCCAAAUUAUCAGUUGCAACAAACCAAUUCUCACCAAAUCUCAGAUAUGUUGCAAAAUGAUCAGCUCGGUCGUUUGCAGGGGCUUGACAUCAGUAGCAAAGGAUCAACCCUCGUGAAAUCUGAAGCCCCCUCAAUCUCUGCAAGUGAGAGUAGCACUACAUUUUGAAUAUAACCUAAACUCCUUGACCUACUGACUUAUUUAUGGUGCUCCAUUAUCUUCAAUUGUCUAUAGUGUUGACAUGUAGUCAUCUAAUGAAGGUUCUAUGUUUCAUUAAAUAUUCCAUUUAGAUUAAGAAAUGAUUCUUGAUUGUUUAUUCUUAGGGAUAUGCUCCCCAGAUAGGGGAAGCACCCUCGUGGUUUUGUCGCAAAAAGUCCGCGCAAUCAUAUUGAAGCGUGGCGUUUUGGUGUUGUGGGUUUUGAAAAAUUCAGAAUGAAAGGUCAUUCACUUUGUACCUUUGUAUGUUGGGAUGCUUUUUGAUCCCUCUUUGGUCAUGUGUAUCAUCAUUUACAUGAUACAAAUAUGUAAACUAUGAUUUGUUGUAUUGUUCCAAUUGAAGGACAUGUAAGAUGAAUUAUCCAAAACAGAAAAGGAUCUGUAAAAUGUACUUUUAGUAA